AUGGCCACCUACGUCAUCGGCGACGUCCACGGCUGCUUCGACGCCCUGGCAAGACUGCUCGACCAGAUCGCUCUGGACUAUGACCACGACGACCUAUGGCUGACCGGCGACUUGGUCAACCGCGGCCCCAAGUCGUUGCGGGUGCUGCGCUGGGCCCGAGCGACUCACCAGCGCAUGGGCGACCGCUUCGUCGCCGUGCUGGGCAAUCACGACCUCCAUCUGCUGGCAUGCGCUCGAGGGCUUGCCAAACAACGGGCGAAGGACACUCUGGAGCGGGUGCUGAAGGCCAAGGACCGAGACCAGCUGCUGAGCUGGCUAACUAGUCGGCCGCUGCUUCACCGGCAGCAGAAGACCCUGCUGGUCCAUGCCGGUUUGCUGCCCGAGUGGAAACCCAAGCAAGCUGAGCAGCUCGCCAGAGCGAUCGAACAGCGGCUGCGAGGCGACCAGGCAGAUCCGCUGCUCUCCUUUCACCCCUCUAACCCCUCGGCGGAGCUCGACUCGGAAACCGAGCCGCUACGAGCCGCGCUGGCCGUCAUGACACGCUUGCGCACCCUCGACCCACAGGGUCAGCCAAACAGCUACUCAGGGCCACCCGCGACCGCGCCCAAAGGACAUACGCCUUGGUUCGAGAUUGCCGGCCGAGGCAGCCUCAAGGCCGAGGUGAUCUGUGGCCAUUGGGCGGCCCUGGGAGUCCACCUGGCACCGGGAAUCAGCGCCCUCGACAGUGGCGCCGCCUGGGGCGGCCGCCUGACCGCGCUGCGGCUAGAGGACCGGCGUUUGUUUCAGGUCGAGGCCCUGGAAACCCGGCGUUGA
This is a messenger RNA of Nerophis lumbriciformis (worm pipefish), 813 nucleotides long. The record is from RefSeq and is a predicted model, not a curated record. Lineage: Eukaryota; Metazoa; Chordata; Actinopteri; Syngnathiformes; Syngnathidae.